This is a messenger RNA of Paraglomus occultum, 533 nucleotides long. Lineage: Eukaryota; Fungi; Glomeromycota; Glomeromycetes; Paraglomerales; Paraglomeraceae. The record is from the annotation of a GenBank genome assembly.
AUGUCACCUGAGAUCGAAUAUGUAGAUCCAAUAGACGAUAAACCUAAAUCUCUGGAAAUUAUCGAGAAAUCAGAGAUUCGAGGAGGCUAUACCUCAUUGGUGAAUGAUGAGCCCGAAAUUUCUCCAGACCCAGCUGUAGAGGACGAACUAAAAUCCAGCAAUGAAGAAACUCCCCAGCAGAUAUCAUACCCACCCGGAUAUUCGACCAGGGAGCAACGAGAGGUACGUCUUCGUAAAAAAGCUAUUGAGCUUGGCGAGGAUCCCGAUAAAUUCGUUACUAUAACUGAAAAAGAUAAGCUCGAUUCCAUAGCAUUCCGUGAUAGAAUGCAGACUGAUGCGAGAAUGUGCGGUUAUGCAAAGGAGGCUGAAGAAGAUCCCAGUGAAUAUAUGGACAUGACAGUGCGAGAAAGAUUAAUAAGUGAAGAAAUAAUACGCCGUUCUCUUGAGGAAGAUGGAAUCAUCUCAUCAUGGCUGGGUACUGACGAGGACUGGAAAAAAACUGUUAACAUACUCCAGGAAAAUGGUAUGCUAUG